This is a messenger RNA of Trichoderma atroviride IMI 206040, 915 nucleotides long. RefSeq lists its product as uncharacterized. Lineage: Eukaryota; Fungi; Ascomycota; Sordariomycetes; Hypocreales; Hypocreaceae. The record is from RefSeq and is a predicted model, not a curated record.
AUGAAGGAGAAGACUAAUCUUCUCCUGGCCGUCAGCCAUGUCGCCGCGCUACGCCAACAAGAAACCAAACGCCAGCGAGAAGAGCAACAAGAGCGGGAGCAAAACCAGCAAGAACUAGUCGUACACGCAGAACAAGAAGGAAAAGAGGAGGAAAAGGAAAAUACAAAGUUUCAAGAAUUGAAAGCCACAUCAGCCAGAGGAAGGGUCGAAGCCUGGAAACGCAUCCACGAUGCAAAAGCCCGCCGCAACUACUUUUCAAGAGCGCAGGUUGACGAGGAAGUCAUGCGGAUGGUGGAACAGGUGGAUCGCGACUUGGGGCUGGCGAAGUGCCGGAUGGAGGAUGGCACGGAGGAGCCGCAUGAGGAGUGGAGGGCGAGGAUGCUUGUGCUGCGAGAGGCGAUUUAUCGGCUGUGGAACGAGAAUGAGGAGAGGAUUCGGGGGGCGCUGCCGCGGUAUGUGGAGGGCGUUGCGGUGAGGGAUGGGAUUGAGCCGCCAAAGUUUUUGGGGGAGAGGAGGACGAGGAUUUCGGGGCUGGGGGCGUGUUUUCAGUGUUUGAUGGAGGGGAUGGCGUGUUCGAGGGGGGUGGUUACGGGGAGGGGGGAGGGGGCGGAGAAGAAGGGGUGUGAGAGGUGUGAGAGGAAGGGGUAUAAGUGUAUUGUUGAGUAUGGGGUGGAUAGCGAUGAUGAAGAGGAGGGGAAAGGGGGUAACAAGAGGGAGAAGAAGGAGAAGAUGUAUGAAUGGGGCUGGGUGGAUGAAGCGUCUGAUAGGGAGCCGGUGGAAGAGACGUUGGAGAUGUGGAAGCGCAGGAAGAGGGGGGAUAGGCUGGAGGUGAUUGGGAGUGGUUUGCAAUGGGUUGAGGCGGGAGGCUUUGCGCUGCCGAGUUGUGAGAAGGUGAGAAAGCCUGUUGAGGGUUGA